Messenger RNA from Acromyrmex echinatior (Panamanian leafcutter ant), 5873 nucleotides. RefSeq names its product La related protein (gene larp). The record is from RefSeq and is a predicted model, not a curated record. NCBI's taxonomy places the organism in Eukaryota, Metazoa, Arthropoda, Insecta, Hymenoptera, Formicidae. Gene Ontology annotation, molecular function: RNA cap binding. Gene Ontology annotation, cellular component: cytosol; cytoplasmic stress granule. Gene Ontology annotation, biological process: mRNA stabilization; positive regulation of translation.
CCGGAAGCCGGUCGACCCGCGACUCGUGCUCUCAGAGGCCUCACUAGCCUUGGCCACAUGUAUCACGCGUUCCCGUGAAAAGAGUUCCGCAGAAAAUGCGCCGCGUUUACGUAAUCCGCGGUAACGCGAUGCCACGCCGGUACUGGUAGGCACGCGGGUGCGUUGUGGGAAUUAUUCCGCGAUCUUGUCGAUCAGUGCUAUCGCGAGUUUAACGCGAGCGAAGUUCUCCCUCGGACGAGAGAAUACCGGAUAGAUACUGCGUGACGAAACCGAGCCGGGGGGGUUGCGCGCGUGUUCACCGUUCGCUGGUGUGUUGGCACGUAUGGUACACGUCCCAAGUGCCAUUCGACGAUCAUCCGCGGACUUGAGACCAGUCUCGUGAUCCGCGGCGCCGUUCACGUUGCUCCGAGCGGAGGUGCGUGAACCGCGCGCCGGUGGUGGAUCGCCGAAAGCGCCGAGUCAGCGCGUUCGUUCCUAACCCCCGCCGGGGAAUAACACGAGGUCGCGGCGCGCCUCCGCGCGCGUGUUAACGAACGCCGGCGACCUCGCGUGAUCAUUGCGCGACCGGACGACGUACACGCGGCGAACGUGGGUGAUACAUCUGCUUUGUUCCGCGCGACCGCGUGCUCGCACGCCACGCGCGCGCGUCUUACGGAAAAUUCCCCCCCUCCGCCUGUGACGUCCUGUGACGUCUGGUGACGUGCCGAACUACGGAAGCUGACGGAAGUGGACCACUUCGUGCCUCCGUCGUCGCGUCCUCCUUCGGGGUGAACUAUCGCGCGAACGCCACGCGAGAGACGGAAUUUUCCCUUAGCAUGGAGUUGGGUAUGUGAAAUUAGAGGACGCGCAAUAGGUUAGUUUGCCCAUCUUGUAAAAUCAUCGACCGUCAUCGACGGCCCUGAUCGUAAACCCUCCUCCCUCCCUUCCCUUCUCUCCCCCCCCUCGAGGACGAUUUGAGAAAGCUUCCGCGGGGGAGUGACGUCCCGACGGCAGCGACGAGGGUGAAUUUGGUGGCGGUACGCAUCGACCUCGUGCACGGUCCGCGAACCUCGUGUUUUUGUUCCCCGACGGCGUGCGCCGCAAGAUGGCGGCGAAACUAGCCAGCCAAGGUGGCGCUCGGAGCGGCGGCGAGCGACAGGAGGCGGGGCCCUGUCAGUCCUACGCCAGUGUGCUGAAUCCGAAAGGUGCCUCUCAAAAUCGUGCCAACUCCUUCAAGAGCAACAACAAGGAGAACAUUGACGAUCAGGUGGCAGUGCCGCAGCAGCAACAGCAACACUUAUUGCAACAGCAGCAACAUCAAACGACAACAAAUGCGAAGGAGAAGAUAGUGCCAAGUGUGAAGGGUGGUAAAUCCUAUCAGAGAAUCACUCGGUGCCCUCAGACUGUUCCGAACAGUUGUCCGGAGAGACGCGAUCAUCACGAGAACUCGUCGAGCAUGCCGGUCGCGCACGUCGACGUCGUUCACACGUCAUUGGCGUCGCCGGCGCCUGGCGCGUCACAUGAGAACGACGGCCAAAAUGACGCCGAACGGCUCAACAACGGCAGUGUUGGCAACGACGGUGAAUUCCAGACAGUCGCCACGAAGGGUGCCCGGCGUAAAGAAAAAUUACGCGAACAGUAUCGCGAGAAUCAUCGGGAGCGUCACCGGUUGCGCGAUAACAACAACCGCCAUCAGCCACCACGUGGUCCCAAUGGCGUCGGGGGUGGAGGCGCCGGUAGACGCGGCAGCGACGAGAGAUCGCACAGAGAGCGCACCGACCGCAAUGGCGUCCUCGAUCAUGGCUCGAAGGAGGCCCAUCAUUACAAGGAUGAGCAGAGCACUGAGCCGGAAGCGCAAUUGGCAUCCCUACCGCCGCCGCCGGUCAAAUACGUCGAAGCGCCUUUGCCCGCGGUGAACCCCUGGACGAGAAACCGAACAUCGGCGUCGCAAACCGCAAAGACUCUUCCCUUACAACAGCAGCAGCAGCAGCAGCAGCAGCAGCAGCAGCAGCAGCAGCAGCAGCCACAGCCACAACACAACAGCAAUCACAUCAACCACCCAAUGUCGUCGCAACGUCUACAUGCGUCGACAAACAGAGCGAGAGGGAAAGGAGAGUGCUGCAACCGCAGCAGCAACAGCAACAGGAUGCCACAGUUACAACAGGCAAGUGAUUUUACAAACAUUGGAGAUUGGCCUACUUUAGGAACACAAAUAGAGAGGAAAACAACUAUAAUUCCUUUGAAGCAAAAUGGUGUGCUUAAUGGUGAACCAAGUACCUCUAAGAUGUGCAACAUUGUCGAAAGUAAAGGCAAGGAGAAUAAGGAACAGAUAAACUAUCAAGAUGAUAGCGACGAGCAUAUGGAUAAUAAUGAAAAGAAAAGGAAAGCGAAUAAACAAAAAUGGGUCCCGCUUGAGAUUGACUUGGCACAAAAUCGUGGGACUAUGCGAUCACCGAGAUUUCAAAAUCAUAGAGAAAGAAAUGGUGAAGCGAACGAUGGUGAGCACUGGCGUGAAAGGGAUUACGAUAGAUCAACUGGAUAUAAUUCACGAGGACGCGGUGGAAGAAAUUACAGAGGUAGAGGACGAGGCGGGCGUGGCCGUGGUGGUUUCAGACACCGAUACGAUCACGAGUAUACAAAUUAUACGACGGACUGUGCACAAACCCAUAAAUAUGAACAUACGGAUUCUGGAUAUAUGAUACCUUAUAUGGGAACAUGCUAUUUUAAUAAUGCAAAUUACAUAGAUACCAUUACGUUAAAAGAAUAUAUACGAAAACAAAUAGAAUAUUACUUUUCUGAAGAAAAUCUUGUGAAGGAUUUUUUCCUACGUCGUAAAAUGAAUGCUCAAGGAUAUUUACCUCUCACUUUGAUCGCAUCUUUUCAGCGUGUACAAAAUUUAACGGUGGAUAUAGAUUUGGUGAUAGAAGCAGUCUUGGAAUCCGAUAGACUGGAGUUGUUAGAAUUAGAAGAUGGAUAUAAGAUUAGGACAAGAUUCGAUCCGUUAAAAUGGCCUCUUUUGGACAUAGCUAGUAAUAUCGCCUUUUCAGAUCAUGUGCAACAAUCUAACCCAUCUCAGUCCGAAGUAAUUCCUACCUCUGAAACUACAUUUUGUCCUAUUGCAAAGCCUUUAUCUACAAUGCCUGUUCCUCCAGUUCCUCGUGUGUUUGACUCUUAUCAUUCCAUUUCAUCAGUAAGAUUUGAUGAACCAGAGACAAAUUCUUCCACAAUAAAUGAGAUUCUAAAUCCUGAUGUGCCAGAGUUUGUGCCGACAACGGAAAGAAUCAAUGGAUUUACCGCUACGAAACAACAAUCAAACAAAGAUAACAGUAAUCAAACAAAGACAACAAACAAAUUUCACUUUGAAAAGAUAAAAGAAACAAUGGAGAUUGCAGAAAAGUAUCUUCUCUCUUUUAAUAAUAGUUCUCUCACGAAUGUAAGAGGAGACAAUGAAUUACCGGCCACAGCAGAUGCUUCUACUUCAGACAGCUUAUCAGAACGAAUCAACGGAGAAUCGGAUUCAUCAAGUGACAAUGCUUGGAAGGAGGUGAGAAGAAGAGUCAAACAUCUACAUAAAGAGAAAACAGAAGAGAGACAUUCACACAAGGACAGAACAGAAGAGAAAGAGAAAUCUGAAAUGAAAAAUGCAAUACGAGAAGAGCUGGAUUUUCAAUUUGACGAGGAACUGGAUUCACCGCCACCGACUGGUCGACAUAAUGCCUUUUCAGAAUGGUCUGAAGAUGACGAUGAUAAUGAAUUAUCGGAUAGAGAUAUUAAUAAAAUAUUGAUAUUUACUCAAAUCAAUCCUACAUCAUCCAGAAUCCCAAAACAUGAGGGCCAUGAUAGAACAGGAGAGUGGACUACAAGAGUAAAAAUGACUCAAGAAUUAGAACAAUUUAUCAAUGACGGAUUACAUUAUUAUGAAGAACAAUUAUGGAGACAAAAUUUUCAAAGACAUGGUUCUUCUUCGUCCAUUGGAAGUUACAAAACGGUUAAUAUGAUUAGUCAAGAAGAUUUCGAAAAAAUGGCGCCGAAAGCUCCAAGAAAAGCAAAUCCGGAAGUUCCACCACCACCACCUCCUUCUAUGGAAGAUUUAGAAGUUUCGGUUUCAUCACAGCUUCCAAGCACAAGUCCAGAUAAGAAAGAUAAUAGACAGGAAAGGAAUCGUUGGAGUGACAAACUUUGUCCACGAGAAGGACGAAGAAAUACCGCGCCACGUUUCUUUGCUGUUGUGAAAGAUGGACCGUCUGUUGAUCCGAGAACGCCACGAAAAAGGAAGACUCGUCACAGCAAUAAUCCUCCAGUGGAACAUCAUAUUGGUUGGGUUAUGGACGUUCGAGAACAUCAUCCUCGAACGUAUUCCGCAGGGAGUAGCGCAGGCACAAGUCCUAAUGAAGGUUAUCUUGCUAAUAGUUAUGGAAGUGUUCCCAGUAUCUGUGAACAUCCGAGUCAUGCUUUGUUGAAGGAUAAUGGAUUUACUCAACAAGCAUAUCACAAAUAUCAUUCGCGUUGUUUGAAAGAACGAAAACGAUUAGGUAUCGGACAAUCUCAAGAAAUGAACACACUUUUCCGUUUCUGGUCGUUUUUCUUGCGAGAAAACUUCAAUCGUACCAUGUACGAGGAAUUCAGAACUAUAGCCAAAGAAGAUGCCUGCGAAGGAUACCGAUACGGACUAGAGUGCCUUUUCAGAUUUUACAGUUACGGCUUGGAAAAGAAGUUCAGACAUACAUUGUAUACAGAUUUUGAAAUGGAAACGAUACAAGAUUAUGAAAGCGGACAGCUGUAUGGAUUGGAAAAAUUUUGGGCAUUUUUGAAAUAUUAUAAAAACUCUGAUCAGCUUCAUGUAGAUCCUCAAUUGCAAGAGUACCUAUCAAAAUUCAAGAACAUCGAAGAUUUUAGAGUAGUAGAACCUCAAAUACAUGAGAUGCUUCAAGCUGCAAAAAUACGUAAUAGGACUGUUUCUGAAAGUGCUAGAGAAGAUUCACUGACAAGCGAACGCCUUUCAGACUAUAAUACACUGCCAAACGCGCAAGAGUCGCAUUUAUCGCAGUUUCGAAAUAGGGCUGGUUCUUUCGGCUCUAAAUCAUUGUAUCAUUUUCGACGACGGAAUGAUUCCGCAUCAUCAAGCAGUCAGCGAAAUAGACAGAGUUCUGGUUUCUCUACGAAACCUUUUGAAGCGAAUAAAUCGUAAGUCACUGCCAGAGAACGAACUCAAGCCAGCUCCAACUUCGAAGCGAGCAAAUCCGUCACGAUUAAGACAGAGGGCUCGUCUACCUCUCAAAAAUAAAAUGGUGCAGCGAUAAAAAAAAAACACGUAAAUUUCGAAUAAAUCUGUGAAUUGACAGAAAAUCGAAUCGCCCUCUAGAUGAAGUGGCGAUAGUAUUUUCGGUAAUAUACAUUAUUGAGAAUUAAUAUCAUAAAAUGAAAAAUGGAAAUCUCUAAUCUUAUUUGUGUGAUUUUAGAGAUUAUUAUUAUUGGAAUAUGAAGUAAAUUCUUGAUAAUAGAUUUAGAACCGUGAUUUAGCGUUUAAGAUUAUAUUUACCGAUAUUUAAACCCCUUGGCGUGGUAGCGCAUUACGAAAGAUAUUUUCACUCGCUUUUCAUAUUGUUUGCGAUAUUUAACUAUGUUACAAGAUAGAACUGAAGCCAGAAAAAUGAUGAGAAUGCGUGUGUGUACAUGAAGCAAUAUAACGAUGGAAAUGUAUAUAUCCUAGUACUUUCAGUUACACUUUUAUUUCAUAUUCUGAUACAAAUAUAGUGACAACACCUCGAGCAGGCGAACAUUACCUGUGCAGAAACGUCCUGUAAGAUAUUGUUUGCUCAAACGAGUGUUUGAUGUAUGCAAAAAGAUGAAGUGCUACUUUUAUCUAAAAGACAACAUAAAGACUAAAUAUAUAU